Messenger RNA from Alexandromys fortis (reed vole), 3314 nucleotides. It is a transcript of the gene F2rl3, whose product is annotated as F2R like thrombin or trypsin receptor 3. Gene Ontology annotation, molecular function: thrombin-activated receptor activity. Lineage: Eukaryota; Metazoa; Chordata; Mammalia; Rodentia; Cricetidae. The record is from RefSeq and is a predicted model, not a curated record. Gene Ontology annotation, biological process: thrombin-activated receptor signaling pathway; blood coagulation; positive regulation of Rho protein signal transduction. Gene Ontology annotation, cellular component: plasma membrane.
GUGAGCAAGCGGACUCCGGUGCUUAUGCGGGGGUGGGAGCAUUGCUCUAGGGUUAUCUCCCUGGAAGUACAGUCUGUUCUCUGCCCCGGCUCCGGAAGCCAAGGGUGGCUUUGACAAGGCAGGAAGCCCCAGGCUGCAGCCAAGAAGUGGAGUCUGACCCUGGCAGCAUGUCCUGGCUGCUGCUGUGUCCGCUGGUGCUGGGUCUCAGCCUGACACAGGGCACCCAGACCCCUAGCGUCUAUGAUGAUGGAGAAAGUACCGGGGGAGGCCAUGAAGGCACUGUGGGUCCCACAGCUGGACUCAAGGAGUCGAAGUCCCCAGGCCAGCUUCACCCACGAGGCUUCCCAGGCAAGUUCUGUGCCAACGACAGCGACACGCUGGAGCUUCCUGCCAGCUCUCAAGCGCUGCUGCUGGGGUGGGUCCCCACGAGGCUGGUGCCUGCCCUCUAUGGGCUGGUGGUGGCCGUGGGGCUGCCGGCCAAUGGACUGGCGCUGUGGGUGCUGGCCACACGGGUGCCCCGCCUGCCAUCUACCAUCCUGCUCAUGAACCUCGCUGUUGCAGACCUGCUGCUGGCCCUGGUGCUGCCACCACGCCUGGUCUACCACCUGCGUGGCCAGCACUGGCCCUCUGGGGAGGCUGCCUGCCGGAUGGCCACAGCUGCCCUCUAUGGCCAUAUGUAUAGCUCAGUGUUGCUGCUGGCCGCAGUCAGCCUGGACCGGUACCUGGCCCUGGUGCAUCCUCUGCGAGCUCGUGUGCUGCGUGGUCGGCGCCUGACCACUGGGCUUUGCUUGGUGGCCUGGCUCUCCGCAGCCACCCUGGCCCUGCCUCUCACUCUGCAGCGGCAGACCUUCCGGCUGGCCGGCUCUGAUCGCAUGCUGUGCCAUGAUGCUCUGCCCUUGGCUGAGCAGACCUCCCACUGGGGACCGGCCUUCACCUGCCUGGCCGUGCUGGGCUGCUUUCUGCCAUUGCUGGUUAUGGGCCUGUGCUACGGGGCCACCCUGCAUGCACUGGUGGCCGUGGCCAGUGGCCAGCGCUACGGCCAUGCACUCAGACUGACGGCCCUGGUGCUGGCCUCAGCAGUGGCCUCUUUCACACCCAGCAACGUGCUGCUGGUACUGCACUAUUCAAACCCAAGUCCUGAGGCAUGGGGCGAUCUCUAUGGAGCCUAUGUGCCCAGCCUGGCACUCAGCACUCUCAACAGCUGCGUGGACCCUUUCAUCUACUACUAUGUGUCCCACGAGUUCAGGGACAAGGUACGGGCCAUGUUGUGUCGCCAGCCAGAGACCAGCAGCUCCUCCCAGGCCUCCAGAGACUCUGGACGCCGAGGGACUGCCAUUUGUUCCUCUACACUUCUGUGACAGGCGGCUGAGGCGGGGUCUGGAUCCCCUCUUAAGCUACACUCUUCUGAACCCUGAGGACAUGACCUUAUAUGGAAAUGCAAUUGGUAAAACCGUCAUUAGUGGAGCUGAGGUUCACAGAAGGGUGGUGGCCGAUGCCCUUGUAGAAGAGGAGCCGUGGGCCCCAGUGCCGCACACCUGUCACCCUGGCACUAGGGGGGCCGAGGGAAGAGGUUAUCUUUGACUACAUAGUGAAUUCAGAACUAGCCUGGGCUAUGUAAAACUCUGUUCUUAAAAAAAAAUACAGGGGCCAGGCAGUGAUUGCGCACACCUUUAAUCCCAGCACUCGGGAGGCAGAGGCAGGCGGAUCUCUGUGAAUUUGAGACCAACCUGGUCUACAAGAGCAAGUUCUAGGACAGGUUCCAAAGCUACAGAGAAACCCUGUCUCGAAAAAAAAAAAAUACAGUGACAGAGCACAAGAAUGUGUGACUACAGAGGCAGACAAGAGAGACGAGGCCACACAUCAAGGGAUGCUGAGGGUGCCUAGGGUCACCAAAGAGCAGAAGUGAGACCGUUUCUGCCUCAAAGCCUCAGAGGAACCCAGCCCGGGACACACUGAUCUUGUCAAGGGGUCUCUCAGAAUCGUGAGCUGAUCAACUUUAAACCUUUGUGCUUUGUGCGUGUGUCUUUAUGGUGUGUGUGUGUGUGUGUGUGUAGGUGUGUGUAUAGGUAUGUGUGUAGGCGUGUGUAGGUGUGUGUGUGUAGGCGUGUGUGUAGGCAUGUGUAGGUGUGUGUGUGUAGGUGUGUGUGUAGGCAUGUGUGUAGGUGUGUGUAGGUGUGUGUGUGUAGCGUGUGUGUAGGCAUGUGUAUGUAGGUGUGUGUGUAGGUGUGUGUGUGUGUGUAGGCGUGUGUGUAGGCAUGUGUGUGUAGGUGUGUGUGUGUAUGUGUGUGUAGGUGUGUGCGUAUGUGUGUGUAUGUGUGUGUGUAGGCGUGUGUGUGUAUGUGUGUGUGUGUGUGUGUGCAUGAGCCCGUGGCUGCACCAGGGGGGGCAGAGAUGACAGGUGCAGGUGCCUUACUCAAGUUCUUCUCUACCUUUAAGUUUUUAAAAAAUUAUUUUACGGUCAUGUGGUGGAGACACACGCCUUCAAUCCCAGCACUUGGGAGGUAGAGGCAGGCGGAUCUUGGAGCACAAAGCCUGUCUGGUCUACAGAGUGAGUUUCAGGUCAGCCGGGGCUACACAGAGAAACCCUGUCUUGAAAAAAACCAAAACUACUUAUUUUAUGUGUGCCUGUGUUCUGCCUGUAUAUAAGUUUGUGCACUGCAUGUGCCUGGUGCCGACUAGGUCGUAAGAGGGUCCCCUGGACUGGAGUCACAGAUGGUUGUGAGCUAUCACGUGGGUCUUCGACAAGAGCAACCAAUUCUCAACUGCCAAGCCGUCUCCACAGCCUCCACCUUAAUCUGUGAGAUUGGUCUCUCGUGAAUCUGAAACUCGUUGCCUAUGGCAAGGUUGGCCCACCAGGAACUCCCAGAAUCUACUGUCUCUGUGCACAGCUCCUGGCUUUUACGCAGGUUCUGGGGAUCCAGACUCAGUCCCCAUGCAGGCACAGCAAGCGCUAACCCCUGAGCUAUCUUGCCUGCCCUCUGUGUGUACUCUUUAAAAGCCGCCCAGGUCAUUCAUUCAUUCAUUCAUUCAUUCAUUCAUUCAUUCUGCUAUGCUUGUCCUAAGAUGUUGUAAGGGGUGAAUGAAGAUUCCUUGGCCCAUCUGGUUCCUCAGCUCUGCUCUUGGUGUCCCUGCGCUUAACAAGGUCCCUCAGGGGCUGGUGAGAGGGCUGCCAAGGGCUGGAGAGAUGGCUCAGAGGUUAAGAGCACUGUCUGCUCUUCCAGAGGUCCUGAGUUCAAUUCCCAGCAACCACAUGGUGGCUCCAAACCAUCUGUAAAGAGAUCUGGCGCCCUCCUCUGGUGUGUGGGUAUAAAUGG